Brugia pahangi is the source of this 1623-nucleotide messenger RNA. The record is from the annotation of a GenBank genome assembly. NCBI's taxonomy places the organism in Eukaryota, Metazoa, Nematoda, Chromadorea, Rhabditida, Onchocercidae.
AUGAGACCACCGCAACAUAACAAUGACGAUAAAGAACUUAUGUUAAAAUAUCGAAGUGGUUAUGAUCGCUUAAUUUCGCAAGAACAAAAAUUGGUACCAUUGCCUGAAAGUACAAACUUGGAACAUUUAUGCAAAUUAAAUAUUCGUGAACAGCCAUGUGUGGUUCGAAAAACUGGAAUAAUUUGUACUAUUGGACCAGCAUGCCGAAGCGUGGAGAAAUUGCAGGAAAUGAUUAUCAACGGAAUGAAUAUUGCCCGCAUGAAUUUCAGCCAUGGAUCAUAUGAAUACCACGCGGAAACAAUAGCAAAUGUUCGCUCAGCAGCACACAGUUUCAGCGAGCCACGGUUGGUUGCAAUUGCCCUCGAUACGAAAGGUCCAGAAAUACGUACCGGUCUGCUGAAGGGAGGUGCUACUGCAGAAGUAGAACUGGUGAAAGGAAAUCGGAUCCGAUUAACUACUGAUCCAUCCAUGGAAAACGCAGGAACUGCUCAGAACAUUUUCGUUGAUUAUAAGAACAUCACUAAAGUUCUGAGUGUUGGCUCACGAGUCUUUAUUGAUGACGGUCUUAUUUCAUUAAUCGUCAAUUCCAUCGAAAAUGAAGGUAUAUUGUGCACCGUUGAAAAUGGGGGUAUGUUAGGAAGCAGAAAGGGUGUCAAUUUGCCCGGUACACCUGUCGAUUUGCCAGCUGUGUCUGAAAAAGACAUCAAGGAUUUGCAGUUUGGUGUGGAGCAGAAAGUAGAUAUCGUUUUUGCUUCAUUUAUACGCAAUGGUAGAGGUGUCAGCAUGAUAAGGAAGGUGCUUGGUGAAAAAGGAAAAUACAUAAAAAUCAUAGCAAAGAUUGAAAAUCAAGAAGGUGUUGAUAAAGCCGAUGAAAUUAUUGAAGAAGCAGAUGGUGUUAUGGUUGCCCGCGGAGAUUUGGGUAUUGAAAUUCCACCUGAAAAAGUAUUUUUGGCCCAAAAAAUGUUGAUUGCUAAAUGUAACAAAGCGGGAAAACCGGUCAUCUGUGCUACCCAAAUGCUUGAAUCGAUGAUAAAAAAGCCGAGACCAACUCGUGCUGAAGGCAGUGACGUUGCAAACGCAGUUCUGGACGGAGCUGACUGUGUAAUGCUUAGUGGUGAAACUGCUAAAGGUGAAUACCCAUUAGAAGCUCUCAAAAUCAUGCAUCAGAUCUGCAAAGAAGCGGAAGCAGCGGUGUAUCAUACGCGAUUUUUCGAGGAACUUCUCCACGCAACCCCAAAACCGACGGAUAUCGCACAUACUGUUGCCAUUGCAGCAACAUCAGCUGCGGCGUCUUGUCAUGCCAGUGCAAUGAUUCUAGUUACUACUACCGGACGGUCUGCUGAUUUGGUAUCUCGUUAUCGGCCGAUGAUGCCUGUCUUUGCAAUAUGCCGGGAUGAGCAUGUCGCUCGACAGCUUCAUCUUUGGCGUGGUAUAUUUCCGCUUCAUUACGGAGCAAAUCGAGAAAGUGACUGGUCGAGCGAUGUCGAUGCCCGAAUUAAUUAUGGUAUUUCGGUUGGUAAGGACCGUGGUUUUAUCAAAAAGAACGACCUGGUGGUUGUCAUCACUGGAUGGAGACAAGGUGCUGGACACACGAACACGUUGCGUAUCAUCAAGGUACCUUAA